Molecule: messenger RNA, 1763 nt
Organism: Mercurialis annua (annual mercury)
Lineage: Eukaryota; Viridiplantae; Streptophyta; Magnoliopsida; Malpighiales; Euphorbiaceae
Product: fasciclin-like arabinogalactan protein 21
Exons: 1
Coding region: 55-1467 (470 amino acids)
Source: RefSeq, a predicted model, not a curated record
AAUCCCCAUUUCACUCUGUACACAGUUUAUUUCAUUCCUCUGAUUCUCGCUCCAAUGGCGACUUCAUUUCUCUGUUUCUCAGCUCUCAUAGCUAUCUUCUCUCUUUUUCACGCAACCGCCGCUCUCAAAACAACCGUAACCGCCACCGCAUCAACACUCUCACCGCUCUCACAACCACCGCUCACCUCAUCGCAAUCCCCACUCUCAUCAACCUCACAAGACCUUCACGAGAACGCGUUCUUCUCACACGCAGCGCUUCUCGGUCCGAUCCUCUCUCAUCUCGGUUACAACGAGCUGGCUACCGCAGCGCCGUCGCUCUCCGUCGACAUUUCCUCCACUUCCUCCUGGUCAGGUCCUUCCACACUCUUCGCCGCCUCCGAUUCAUCUCUCCACACCUGCGCGUCUUGCUCCGUUCAAAAUCUCCUCCGUGAACACAUCGUUCCCGGCCUCUACACCAUCAACUACCUCCGCAAACUCGUUUUCGGUACUAAAAUCGAAACGCUAAGCCCCGGCCGUUGCCUCACCGUCACCUCAACUUCGUUCCAAACCGGUAACAGCAGUAACACAUCCUCCGUCGUUAAAGUCUUCAUCGGCGGCGUAGAGAUCACUCAUCCAGAUCUCUUCAACAACGGCUUGAUCGUUAUUCACGGCAUCCAAGGCUAUGUUGCUCCACUCUCGCCGUUCUCUUGCGACGUUGAACGGUUAAACUCGUUAACAUUUCCGUUUCACAGCAACAACAACAACAACAACCAGCCGCCGCCGCAGCAAAUGCAGACAGAUCAUUUCCCUCGUAACCUUAACCAGCCGCUGUUACCUCAGCCGGCUAUAAUGCGCUUGAUGAUACGCGACGCUAUGCUAAGGCUCCGUAACAAUGGAUUCAGCGUUUUAUCACUCGCUAUGCGCGUGAAAUACGCUGAGCUGGUGACGUUAACUAACAUGACGAUGUUUGCUCUUGACGAUGCGUCGAUAUUUUCUGGAUCUCACUCGUAUAUCAGCAGUAUACGCUUCCAUAUUGUGCCUAACAUGUAUUUGACUUUUGCUGAGCUGGAGAAGCUUCCUAUAGGGACUACCUUGCAUACACUUGAACGAGGACAGUCUCUUGUGGUUACUAGCUCCGGUAUCGGAAGUUUUACUCCGGCGGUGGUUGCUUUUCCGAUGAGGAUUAACUAUGUGAGAGUUAAGGUGCCUGAUUUGAUUCGGAAUUUGAAGAUUGUUGUGCACAGUGUUUACUUGCCUUUUCCGAGGAUUGAUCCUGUGGCUGCUGCUUUUGAUGGAAUGCUGGGGAUGCAAUCUGACGGUGGAGGAACAGUUGAUCAAGCAGCGGCGACAGCUGUGCCUGUGGGAUCGGGAUCUUGUGCUGCUGUUAACAUGGAUGAGAAUGGAAACUGCACUACUGGUGCUCCUAUUCCUUCUUUUGAUCAGCAGUUUAAGACUACUGUGGAUCUUGAUGAAUAUCAUGGCCUCUGAGCUAGGUAUACUGACGGUUCACUAACUUCCUUUUUUGCUGAUGAUUGAGUGAUGAUGACGUGUCCUUUGAUUUUGUUUUUGCAUUUUCUUAAGUUUUGAUUUCUGUUGUGAGAUCAAAAUGUUGGUUAAUUAGUUUGAUUUGAGUCAAAGUUGAGUAGUUGGUUGCUAGUACUGUUGUAAAUAUGAUUCAGUAAUGCAAUGCUGUGUUAGGUUCUUUUGCAAUCUGUUAUGAAUUUUGGUAGCGAGCAGUGCUGUUGUUUUUUGAUUCAAAAAUUGCAGUGGAACUUGUUUCUUAA